Messenger RNA from Effrenium voratum, 393 nucleotides. The record is from the annotation of a GenBank genome assembly. NCBI's taxonomy places the organism in Eukaryota, Dinophyceae, Suessiales, Symbiodiniaceae.
AUGGCAGCUAUUCUCAGCAAGGCGGACUUUCCCGACUUCCAUAGGUCGAUUCGCUCCUCCCUGCCGGUGUACAGGGACUCCGCGCUGAAGGGCUGGAUGAUUUGCACGGCGGAAGAUGCCAUGGAGGACAGUGACGAUGAGUACGACUGGACUUUCUGCGAGGUGGAGGAUGAUGAAAGACCGACCUUCGCGGAGGUGGUCAGAAGGCUGGGCUCGACUGCAAGGGAGCGUGCACGUCCUCUGUGCCCAAAGGAUGCGUCAAAGGACGGCGAGGGCGAGGACACGGACACGUCCAGCCAUGAAGAUGACCAUGAGUUGCGGGGCAAGAUGCGUGCUUCGAUGGCUUCCACCUGCUCGACGGCCUCAGAAGGCGGUGAGAUGAGUGAGGUCUAG